Polypterus senegalus (gray bichir) is the source of this 779-nucleotide messenger RNA. Its product is annotated as E3 ubiquitin/ISG15 ligase TRIM25-like. Bases 15 to 707 code for a protein of 230 amino acids. Lineage: Eukaryota; Metazoa; Chordata; Cladistia; Polypteriformes; Polypteridae. The record is from RefSeq and is a predicted model, not a curated record. Gene Ontology annotation, molecular function: zinc ion binding. The transcript is spliced from 3 exons.
UCCUCAGACUGACGAUGGCUGAAGCCCAGCUGUGUGAAUUACAGGAUGAGUUCACCUGCUCGGUGUGUCUGGACACUCUGACUGACCCCGUCUCGAUCCCCUGUGGACAUAAUUUCUGCCUGAAGUGCCUCACGGAGGGCUGGGAUCAGAGCCAAGAGACCAGCUGUCCUCAAUGUAGAGAGAAAUUCACCACGAGGCCUGCUCUGCGAAGAAAUAAUCUGCUGAAUGAAGUCAUCAAGAAAUUAAAGAAGACGACACUCAGUUCUCCUCCUCCUCAGAAUUAUGCUGGCCCUGGAGACGUGGAGUGUGACUUCUGUACUGGUAAGAAGUUCAGAGCAGUGAAGUCCUGUCUCACCUGCCCAGCCUCCUACUGUCAGACUCACCUGCAGCCUCACUAUGAAGUAGACGCCCUGAAGCACCACAAGCUGUCUGAUCCUGAUAGAAAUCUGAAGGAGAAACUCUGUGAGAAACAUCAGAAAAGUCUGGAGAUAUUCUGUAAAACUGAUGAUUCCUGUAUCUGCAUGAUGUGUGUGGUGACUGGACAUAAAAAUCAUGAAGUGGUCGUGCUGGAGACGGAAAGAGAAGAAAAGCAGAAACAGCUGGGGGUGACACUGAGUGACAUCAAGAGGAAACUUGAGGAGAGAGAGAAGACAUUGAAGGAGACGAGGAGAGCGAUGGAUGAGAUGAAGAUGUCUGUGAUAAAAUAGGUGGAAGAAAAUGAGAAGAGCUUCACUGCUCGGAUACGGUGCAUUGAGGAAGCCCACAGGAAACUGACUGAG